This is a messenger RNA of Benincasa hispida (wax gourd), 2281 nucleotides long. RefSeq names its product heparan-alpha-glucosaminide N-acetyltransferase-like protein (DUF1624). The record is from RefSeq and is a predicted model, not a curated record. Lineage: Eukaryota; Viridiplantae; Streptophyta; Magnoliopsida; Cucurbitales; Cucurbitaceae.
AUUUUUUUUAAAAAAAAAAAGGAAAAAAAAAGAAGAUUAAGAUAUUUUAAUCUUGCUUUUUUCUGGGUUGGUUGGUUGGAACUAUAAAUAAGCAAGUAAGAAACAGAGGGGCCAAUGGAAGUGAUUGAGAGAAAGAGAAAAGGGGUUGCAGAAGAAGGAAAGCAAAGUAUUUAGGGGGAAAAACUGGGACGCCAUUCCCAUCCCAGCAGGGAAGCUUUUCUUUCCUCUUCCCUUCCCUUCCCUUUAACCCUUCUUCUUGGUCUUCCCCUUUUCUAAAGUUUUAAUCUUUUGUUCGAUCUCUCUGUUCUUUAUCAUCUUUCGACUUCCCAUUCAGUUUCGGUAUAUGGUGGUGUUGUUCUUGCUGUAAUGGCAAUCCGUAAAGAUAUGGGUAACUAUGAACCUAUUAAAGGAACCGAUGACUGUGAUCUCGCCAAUGAGACUGCUAUUCUCAUAAAUCCAGAUUCCCUUACUCUUGUCUCUGUUUCUAAGCACUGUAAUCAGACUGAUGAAGAUGUUGAGAUGGCUCUUCGUGAUUCACAUUCCAGAUCUCCUCUCCCUCUUCACAAUGCCAAUCCUUUAACCACUCCUGUUUCUUCUAAAAUCGAUGAUCCCCAAUUUUCUUCUUCGGCUAGACCCAUUCUCCGAUCUUCUGAACAACGCCAACGCCUUGUUUCGCUUGAUGUAUUUCGUGGUAUCACUGUUGCGCUAAUGAUAGUGGUGGACUAUGCUGGUGGGGUUAUGCCUGCAAUAAAUCAUUCACCAUGGAAUGGUUUAACCCUGGCUGAUCUUGUAAUGCCAUUUUUUCUAUUCAUUGUUGGAGUUUCACUUGCCCUUGCUUACAAGAAAAUUCCAAGCAGAGGCAUUGCAACUCAGAAGGCUGUGUUACGGACGUUGAAGCUUUUGUUCUUAGGCCUCUUUCUUCAAGGUGGUUUUCUUCAUGGCGUAAACAAUCUAACUUACGGAGUGGAUAUCCAGGAAAUUAGAUGGAUGGGAAUCUUACAGAGAAUAGCAAUUGCAUAUUUUCUGGCAGCUCUAUGUGAGAUAUGGCUAAAGGGCAGUGAUUAUGUGAAUUCAGAAACUGCACUGCGGAGAAAGUAUCAAUUACAGCUGGUUGUCGCUGCUGUCCUGACAACGUUAUAUCUUGUGCUGUCAUAUGGAUUGUAUGUUUCUGAUUGGGAGUACCAAGUUCCAAGUCUAACUACUUCCAAUGUGGCUUCUCCAAAGAUAUUUUCUGUGAAAUGUGGCACACGUGGUGACACUGGACCUGCCUGCAAUGCUGUGGGAAUGAUAGAUCGUAAGAUAUUUGGUAUUCAACAUCUAUAUAAAAGACCUAUUUAUGCACGGUCUGAGCAAUGCAGCAUUAAUGCACCAGACUAUGGUCCAUUGCCUCCUGAUGCUCCUUCUUGGUGUCAAGCUCCUUUCGAUCCCGAAGGACUUUUAAGCACAGUGAUGGCUGUUGUGACCUGCUUGGUUGGCUUGCAUUAUGGGCAUAUCAUUGUGCAUUUCAAAGAUCACCGAGACAGAAUGCUUCAUUGGAUUAUACCUUCUUCUUGUCUAAUUGUGCUGGCCAUCGGCUUGGACUUCUUAGGGAUGCAUAUAAAUAAGGUUCUUUAUACAGUUAGUUACAUGAGUGUCACUGCUGGUGCGGCUGGACUUCUCUUUACCGGGAUAUACUUGAUGGUUGAUGUGUACAGAUGGAGACGCAUGAAUGUGGUGAUGGAGUGGAUGGGAAAGCAUGCGUUGGUAAUAUACGUUCUGGCCGCCUGCAAUGUUCUGCCUGUGAUUCUUCAAGGCUUCUAUUCAGGGCAGCCUCAGAACAACAUUCUGAGGCUAAUUGGAGUUCCAGCGUGAAGAUGGUGCUUGCCAAGGUCUGUCCUUUGGAAUAUAUAGAUAGACUAGACCACAUUGCGUCGUGAUGUCGAUUGGUGGUUGAUUGAUAUUUUCUAUUAAAAGAGGAACAAUAAAAUAGAGAGGUGAGGUACAUGCUCGUUUGCACGCUCGAUCAAGCACUCGCUCGGCUCGUGUCUAAUAGAAAAGAUUAGUUUAGUUUAGUUGUGUAAAAUAUUUAGAAGGAAUGAAAUGGAAGUUAUAUAUAUAUUUUGGUGCUCUGCCUCCAUACAUUACUCCACUCCACUCGUUGUAUACCAAGUUCCUACAAAAGCACUGCAAUUUUAGAAGAUAAUGAUGACCUUAAAUCUUUCCUUACUUUAUGAAGGAAAGUUAUAUGAUGAUAUCAUUUGAUUGAUUGAUUGAUUGAAUGAAUGAAUGGAGGAUGAAUGAA